CUCCAUCCACUCGAACCAACACCCAAGGAUAGCAAGAGGAAGCUCUGAAAUUCACCAUUUCUACGCCCAAAUUCGAGCUCAAGCUAUAGUGGUCCAAAGAGGAGGAUUAAAGAGGGAAAAAGUUGGGAAAAGUGUGGAUAAUUAAGGAGCUUGAUUAAGGUAUUUCAAGGGCUUUCACAAAGUUGAAAGAGUCGUCGGAGUUGUCGCCGGAGUUCGCCAAAAGUCGUCGGAGUUUCGCCGGAGUUCAACCGAGGAGGGUAGAACUUCAUAGCGCUAAUUCAAGGUUGAAGCUAGGGCUUGCUACCUGCACCUUUCUACGGGUGACAUCAAAUUCAAGGAAGACGUGGUUCGUGCUUCCUCAUUUUCUUCCAAAUUACUAAACAUUGCCCAUGGAUAUUUUUAUUUGUUAUAAACUACUUUUGGGCUUGCAUGCCUAUGUUAUUGAUCGAAUGUGGCUUAUGAAUUAUUGCUGAAUAUUUCCGAUGUUCAAUGGUUUAAUUGUGAUGUUGUUAUGUAUGUUUACUGCUGAGUAUGGAUGGAUUGUUUUCUCGAACGCCUUGCAUGAUUAAGUGAGGUUGACCCGCGGGUGACGUCACUCGAUUAUACGACGGUUGUUCACGCGCUUAGAUUGCGGUCUGGGGCGUGACACUCCGUGGUGAUCUCCUUUGGACUUGUUCAAGAUAUUCCAUAUUGGAUAUUUGCUCGUCUUUAGGUCGUGCUCAAUGACCUCUCGUUGUUUUUCAAUGGAUCGAUGGCUGAGCAUAUGGAGAUGUCCGCCAAUUUCCUUUCCUUUCAGAUGUAUAAGGCCUCUGGCUUUCAAUUCAUCAAACUCUCCGAUUUUAUCAGGCUUUCUCCAAAUAUGCUUCUCGGUUUCCUCUUGGAAGGGGGCAUAUCAUUGAUAGUGAUAUUUUCCCAAGGCUUCUCAUUCUUUGGUGGCGGAGUUCUUGUCCUUCUCAUAACCUUGGGUAGCUCAGUUGGAGCUUUGUUGUAAUCUUCCCCUUCUUCGAGUUCUUCAUUUUUUAGUCUGAUCAGGUCUGCAGCGCAUGUGUUCAACAGCUCUCUAAUAUAGAAUCUGUUGGGAUAUAUUAUCCCGACCUAUUAAUGUUCAGGAGCCCAAGACUUUAUGUAGUACGGAGCCCAGUCAGUAAGGCCCAUUUUAGCCUAUCAGGCCUGUCUCGGCCUUUGGGCCCACUUUGGCCCAUCCGGCCCGUUAGGGUGGAGAGCCCCCUUUCCCCCUUUAUCUAUAAAUAGGAAGAUUUCCCUCCUUAUGAAGGAUCCCUUCUUCUUCUCCCUCCUUCUUAGUUAGGUUACAAGACUCCAUUAAUGGGAGCUCAAAAUGUACUAUGUAAUGGUGAAGAGAGUCUUAAUGAGAAAGAGAGGGCUUGGACAUUAGCCUAAAAAGUCCUGUGGUUUUCUCCCUUUCGGGUUUCCACGUAAAAACUGAGCUUGUUUAUACACAUUUAUACAUAUAUUUACUAUAUCGUGUUGGAUUAAACUCAACACUGGCGCCGUCUGUGGGAAUCUGUCCAAAAAGAUUUACGUUGUUCUUCAUUUCUAUGAAAAAAUUCAUACGGAUGAACUGGAUUCGACGAAAGAAAAAGAAACGAUUCUGGAGAUAUGCUUCUGGGAAGUAAGGAAGCUACGAGAUCUGGAGGUCUACAUUUAGAUUUUUCCAGACCUUGUUGGGACCGCCGGAGCCACCUUCACGUCCCCGCCGCCAAGGAACCUCUAGCGGGCUAACAUGCACCAGGCGAAACUCACUGCAGCGCCCCAGGUCUCAUCGUCCCGAUUAAUAAUAAAACUCUGUCUCCGACAGGUAGCUCAUCGCCGGCGGCUGGUUCUACCGCCUGGGCCGCCACACCGCCGCUACUCCACUUGGUUGGUCUCUGCUCAAGCCGUCACCAGCCCCUCCCCCGACGCGGCCUGAGGGAUUUUCCGACUGAGACUUCUUGAUUUCCGCCAUUAAUGGCGGGUGGGAAGUCAGGAAAGAUAUAUUACGAAGUUCCAGCCGAUCUUACACCGGAGAUUAUCCUUUCUGACCGUCCUUACGCCGCGUCGACCUCCUUGACUACCGCCAGCAAGCGGACAUGACACCGGUUGUCCUUGGGAUGGCGAGUGGGUCUUGCUUUGAUCUUUCCAAAAGAUACGAAGUACUGCAUAUCAUUCAUAUGGCUUGGCCCUCAGAGGGCCACGUGAAAGAGAAUGAAAGGUGGUGAGGGAUGAGCUUUGGAGCAUCUUGACCAAGUCAAAAUUGCUAAAGGAACCAAAUUAAUUUCAGGAAUUCCUAUCUGGCCGAGCAUCCUUUCUAAAAGCUAAGUACUCUUGCUUAUGAUUUUUAGUUAAAAUGCUUCGUAUUUGCACUAGUAUUAUUAUUAGUUAAUUUGUUUUAUCACCAUUAUUUAUUAGGGAUUAAAACCUCCCAAAAUUAAAUAAUGUCGAACGACGCUCUAGGGAUAAUUAGUUUCACCGUCAUUAAAUUAAAUGACUGGUUGUUGUGGGCCCGUCGCCCCGCUCCCGACCGGCUUUAAUUAGCGAGCGGAGCGUAUCUGAAUGGCCUGUGGCAGGUAAUGUCAGUAUUAUUACCUGUCGUAUCACUAUUAUUUAUUAGGGAUAAAAAAUGUCCCGAAUUAAAUAGUACGGAGCGAACCUCUGGUGAUGGCUACUUCAGCCAAUGUUUUUAUUAAAUACUUAAUUGUUUGUGGGGCCGUUGGCCCACUCUCGAUCAGCUUGAUUAAGCGAUCCGAACGUCUCCAGAGGGCAGUGCCCCGAUGACGCUUCUUAAGUUGGGGUUGUGCAUUAGUCCGCAUGGCAUCAAUGCCUGAUCGACAAUCGUACCCUAGUACCAUCUACGCCAUGAGGCGCGAAGUGAUUGUUGCUAACGCGGCCUAUGGGGCCCGAGGUCACCAAAGCGCUCAACCUCGUUUUUCGAGGGUAGUGCGACAAGCGUGAGUCUGAGUUCUCAAACUCACAGACCAAUGAUUAUUUUUAUGAGACGUUCGGCGGGCUGCUAAGUGGCCCCACCACGGGCAACCGUGUUCGAGAACCCCACACGAUGAGCCAGGUCGAGGGUCACGGUAACUCAUAGGCCGGUAAUCGUGGGUGUUGAAAAAAGAAAACCACGCAGAUGGCUAUGUAUAUAUAUUGUCGGGCCGUGCGGCCCGUUACCAUGUUAGUUAUGCAGUCAAGGUCGCUCGAUGCGUUCGAGCAGAAGAUUAAAUGACGCUCGGCAUGAGUUCCGAAGACGUUCCAACCGGCUAAAGCAAAGGGCCGCGAGACGUUCAUACUUCCCCAAAAGGCCGAGGGCUGAGAGGAAACCAUCACGGCUAAGAGCCGCGAGACGAGCAUCUCCACCCCAGAGACCGAUGGCCUAGGAAAGAACACCUAGAGGCCGAGGGUCUAGAGGGGACUACCACGGCGGAAAACCGUGAGACGAUCAUCCAUCAUUCAGAGGCCGAGGGCCUAGAGGAGACCAUCACGACCGAGGGCCGUGAGACCAUCCUUACAUCAGGUCGGCCUCUCAUUUCCGACACUAUGAUAUCACGACCGGCCUCUCGGCACGACGUGUGUUCCAUGUUUGAAGACCGGCCUCGUUCCCGCUCCUCGCGGAGGAGAGCCGUUGCUUGAUUCUCUCUGUCGGCCUCUCAUUGCCGACACUAUGAUAUCACGACCGGCCUCUCGGCACGGCGUGUAUUCCAUAUUUGAAGACCGGUCUCGUUCCCGCUCCUUGCGGAGGAGAGCCGUUGCUUGAUUCUCUCUGUCGGCCCCUCAGCGUCGACACCAUUAUAUAUCACGAUCGGCCUCUCGGCACGGCGUGUGUUCCAUAUUUGAAGACCGGCCUCGUUCCCGCUCCUCGCGGAGGAGAGCCGUUGCUUGAUUCUCUCUGUCGGCCCCUCAGCGUCGACACCAUUAUAUAUCACGACCGGCCUCUCGGCACGGCGUGUGUUCCAUAUUUGAAGACCGGUCUCGUCCCCGCUCCUCGCGGAUGAGAUCCGUUGCUUGAUUCUCUCUGUCGGCCCCUCAGCGCCGACACCAUUAUAUCACGAUCGGCCUCUCGGCACGGCGUGUUCAUCCUUUGAAGACCGGCCUCGUCCCCGCUCCUCGCGGAUGAGGGCCGUUACUUGAUUCUUUCAGGUCGGCCUCUCACUGCCGACAUCAUUACAUCAUGACCGGCCUCUCGGCACGACGUGUUUAUCUUUUGAAGACCGGCCUCUUCCCGCCCUUCGUGGAUGAGGGCCGUUGCUUGAUUCUGUCAUGUCGGCCUCUCAUUGCCGACAUCAUUAUAUCACGACCAGCCUCCCGGCUCGGCGUGCUUUUCAUAUUUGAAGACCGGCCUCAUCCCCGCUCCUCGCGGAUGAGGGUCGUUGCUUGAUACUCUCUGGUCAGUCCCCAGUGUCGACAUUUUUACAUGACCACCGACCCCCUGAUACGGUGCCACCAUCAUAUUUGAAGACCGGUUUCAUCCCCGCGCUGCGCGGAUGAGAGCCGUUGCUCGGAUGUUUUGGUCUGACUUGACACCAUUGUCAUCUUCUUAUCAGGACCGACUACUCAGUGACAUUAUGAUUACCUGUAUAUCAGUUCCCAAUGCCGACCUUCUUUGGUUAGCGAUCGGGCUCACCACUCCCCUCCCGGAUGGUGACCAUCGCCUUCGCAUGAUGACCAGCAAUUACAUCGCUUCGUCAUUAUAUUCGUUUCGGUAACCCACCACCAUCAGAUUUGACAUCACUUGUAUUCAUUCUUGGAACCGACGAACGUAUUUCCCCCCCUCAAAAACAAAAAAAAAAGCAAAAAAAAAAAAAGCAAAAAAAAAAAGCAAACGAGCCAUACAAAAGAAAAAAACGAUAGAGGGGGACGGGCUUAGAACCUGAGACUUGGGAAUCCUAGCAGGAUAAACCAGUUCUUUACACGAGUCUGUCGCGUGCCGAGCGUACUCCGCUUAGCGGGAAGUACGUAGGACCACAGAUAGGUAGUGAACGAAAAACGGGAACUCUGGCGGGGUAAACCAGUUCUCCACCGGAGUCUGUUGCGUGCCGAGUGUACACCGUUUAGCGGUCCGUACAUAGGACCACGGAUACGGUAGACGAACGAAGACUAGCUCCCCAGAUCAGACAGGAGGGACCAGUUCUUUAUCGGAGUCUGUUGUGUGCUGAGUGUACACCGCUUAGCGGUCCGUACAUAGACCACAGAUACGGUAGACGAACGAAGACCAGCUCCCCAGAUCAGACAGGAGGGACCAAUUCUUUACCGGAGUCUGUUGCGUGUCGAGUGUACACCGCUUAGCGGUCCGUACAUAGGACCACGGAUACGGUAGACGAACGAAGACUAGCUCCCCAGAUCAGACAGGAGGGACCAGUUCUUUAUCGGAGUCUGUUGUGUGCCGAGUGUACACCGCUUAGCGGUCCGUACAUAGGACCACAGAUACAGUAGACGAACGAAGACCAGCUCCCCAGAUCAGACAGGAGGGACUAGUUCUUUACCAGAGUCUGUUGCGUGCCGAGUGUACACCGCUUAGCGGUCCGUACAUAGGACCACGGAUACGGUAGACGAAUGAAGACCAGCUCUCUAGAUCAGAUAGGAGGGACCAGUUCUUUACCGAAGUCUGUUGCGUGCAGAGUGUACACCGCUUAGCGGUCUGUACAUAGGACCACGGAUACGGUAGACGAACGAAGAUCAGCUGCCCAUAUGAGACAGGAAGGACAGCACCAGGAUUUAUGGUUCAGCUCGCUCAUACCUUCCAGGGUGGCGACGAACGUCUUAUGCAGCACGAUCGGCCCCUCAGCGCCAUCGUGUUUAGUCCUUGUUCAGCUCGCUCAUACCUUCCAGGGUGGAAACGAACGUCUUAUGCAACACGAUCGGCCCCUCAGCGCCAUCGUGUCUAGUCCUUGUUCAGCUCGCUCAUACCCUCCAGGGUGGCGACGAACGUCUUAUGCAGCACGAUCGGCCCCUCAGCGCCAUCGUGUCUAGUCCUUGUUCAGCUCGCUCAUACCCUCCAGGGUGGCGACGAACGUCUUAUGCAGCACGAUCGGCCCCUCAACGCCAUCGUGUCUAGUUCUUGUUCAGCUCACUCAUACCUUCUAGGAUGGCGACGGACGUCUUAUGCAGCACGAUCGGCCCCUCAGCGCCAUCGUGCCUGGCUCGUGUUCGACUCGCCCAUCCCUUCUAGGAUGGCGACGAACGUCUUUAUGCAGCACGAUCAGCCUCUCAGCGCCAUCGUGCCUGGCUCAUGUUUGGCUCACCCAUCCCUUCCAGGAUAGCGACGAACGUCUUUAUGCAGCACGACCGGCCCCUCAGCGCCAUCGUGUCUGGCUCAUGUUUGGCUCACCCAUCCCUUCCAGGAUAGCGACGAACGUCUUUAUGCUGCACGAUCGGCCCCUCAGCGCCAUCGUGUCUGGCUCCUGUUCGGCUCGUCCAUCCCUUCUAGGAUGGCGACGAACGUCUUUAUGCAGCACGAUCGGCCCCUCAACACCAUCGUGUCUAGUUCAUCUUCGGCUCCGCCCAUACCUUCUAGGAUGGGGGACCCAUCUUAUGCAGCACGAUCGGCCCUUCAGCGCCAUCGUGUCUAGUCCAUCUUCGGCUCCGCCCAUACCUUCUAGGAUGGGGGACCCGUCUUAUGCAGCACGAUCGGCCCCUCAGCGCCAUCUUUUCGUUUCCACGUUCAAAUCGCGCAUCUCUUCCAGGAUGGCGAUGAACGUCUCUUAUGCAGCACGAUUAGCCCCUCGGCGGCAUCGUGUCUAGUUCAUCUUCGGCUCCGCCCAUGGCGUACCGGAUGGGGGACCCAUCUUAUGUAGCACGAUUGGCCCCUCGGUGGCGUCGUGUACAGUUUAUCGAUGAGAUCUACCACUUUAAGCCACAUCUUACAUUGCACUCAUACAUUACAUGCAUACAUACAUUCAUGCAUCAUACCUCAUACAUUCAUACAUACACACAUACAUCAUGUAUUGCCAGUUCCGCGUCGUCAGCUUAUAUUGUGCAGGGACCUAUAAGCUUCUCCAUUAGAAAGCUCGAGUAAGAGUCCUCUACUCCCACCUGAUACAUUCAGGGGGAGAGUGUCCGAGGAAGAGCAUCCCUUGCCUGACCCCGCCGGGAGGGGAGCGCCUUAACGGCAGGUUAUAUUCAGAGGGGCAGUCACCCACUCUUAUAUUAUGAUUAUUCGAAGACACGGUUUCCAGCAAGACAGAGGAAGAGAGCAGACAAGAGUAUAUUUUCUCGAGCAGAUUGGCACGCUCACUACUCAAGAAACUGGGGGACUUGUGUUGGGAUAUAUUAUCCCGGCCUAUUAAUGUUCAGGAGCCCAAGACUUUAUGUAGUACGGAGCCCAAUCAGUAAGGCCCAUUUUAGCCUAUCAGGCCUGUCUCGGCCUUUGGGCCCACUUUGGCCCAUCCGGCCCGUUAGGGUGGAGAGCCCCCUUUCCCCCUUUACCUAUAAAUAGGAGGAUUUCCCUCCUUAUGAAGGAUCCCUUCUUCUUCUCCCUCCUUCUUAGUUAGGUUACAAGACUCCAUUAAUGGGAGCUCAAAAUGUACUAUGUAAUGGUGAGGAGAGUCUUAAUGAGAAAGAGAGGGCUUGGACAUUAGCCUAAAAAGUCCCGUGGUUUUCUCCCUUUCGGGUUUCCACGUAAAAACUGAGCUUGUUCAUACACAUUUAUACAUACAUUUACUAUAUCGUGUUGGAUUAAACUCAACAGAAUCCUCUCUACACGUCGUAUUGCUCGACCUCUUGUCUGAUGUCAUCCCAUUCAGCCCAUUCACCAUUCCAUCUUUCGUCAAGGACAAUCUAUUCUAGUUGAUCAUGGAUUGAUGGGCCUGGAUGGUUAAAGGGAGCUUUCAGCUUUGGUGACCUGUGAAUAGUAACAUCGGGAUCACUGUGAUUGCCCGUUAACAUCAGAUUAGAACUAGGUUCUAACUGAUGGUCUGAAUAGAUGAAUGCACUUGAAGUAGCAACCUCAGGAUUUCCGUUCCAUUCCUGGUCAACAUUUAUGAAAGAUGAGCCUAAAAACGUUCUAUCUGGUGCAACCUAGCUAGAUGUUAUGGGUUGAGUGGUGUGGGUUUUGGGUUGAGAGGAGGAUCCGGGUUGUUGUUUGUUUGAAGAGGAGGGUUGGUUUGGUUGCGGUUGUGAGUGGCUAGAGGAAGCACCAUGCUCAAGUACCCGUUUCCUCUUGUUCUCCCCCUCAUGAGGAUCCGAAUCAUCGGGGUCCUCAUGCGAACGUUUGUUGUCGCGAAGGCUGUCACGACAUGCACUUUGGGUUUGAAGGAGACUGAGAUGGGCUAACUGCUUGGGGUUAAGGUUGUCUUCUUUUGAUAUAAGUCGGGCUAGCAUGAUAGAGAUUAGGUCAUCUAGUGGAAUGGUAUAAGGGUUAGGGUAUGGUGUGGUCGAGGUGGGAGGACACACAUUCUGUAUCCUGGGUUCCCCGAGAUGUGGUAGGUGUUUGAGGUUUGGUGGCAGAUGGUUCAGAGGUUGGUAAGGAUAAGGUGGGGGUUGAUUUUGGUUGUGAGAGAGAGGGUGUGGGCUGUGGUUGGGGUUGGAUUUGAUCAUUCUGAACCGCUUGGGUUUGUCUAGAGUCCUUGCUCUUGCGGCUUUUCAGAGUGCACCUGUGGCAUUAUGGUGGACUCAAGAUAACGAUCCAGAAAGUCAGUAAAGGCUAUAGGGUCAAGGUUUCCGGUUGCGGGCCGGGGGUGCAAAUCGUUCUCACACCAUCAAUAAAGAGUACUGGUGUGUGGCCUGCAGAUAAUGAUGGAAUCAAUUGUUGUGCAGUAGGACUUCCGAUCAUCAUUAGUUUAUCUUCGAUCGUUGCAGACAGGUAUAGUGGACUUGUACCGGGUGGUGUGAGUAGUGUAGGUGUCCUAGAAAAAUCAGAAAAUGUAGGGAGUGUGACACCUAGACUCAACGUGGUUGAAGGAAGGAUAGUGGCCAGGGGCGGUUAACCACUAAGUAUAUCAUCGACUGCUUCGUGGGGGGCAAAGAGGUGGGUAUGAGUUCCCGUAAUGUUGAAAUUGCUGCCUGUUGGGAGGCAGCAUAGUGGCUAAGGGAGGCUUGUGCAUGUGCAGUUGGACCUGAUGCUGCGCCUUUUACCCAGGAACUGACAAGAUCAGCUUCUGUACCUAUGGGGUAGGUCUGGCUUAUUUCUUGGAAGUCUUCGCAAUCGUCAAAUAAUGCCUUUUCCUUUUCCAAACUGCUCUCGAUCAGUAUCCUCUGAGUAGGAAUGAAUGAUGGGGAUAAGACGUCGUUUUGAUGCUUAAAGCACGUCUCACCGGUAAUGGUACCUUCCUGUUUUCCCGUGAGUAAGGCGCUUCUUUAUCAGCCGUAUGGAACUUGAUAACGAAUCUUCAUUGUAUAGGUUCUGUGACACCGCGCCCGAACGUCCUUGAAAAUUUGAUUUAAAAAUUCAAAGUUUAUGUAUUGGAUUUCUGUUUCCCAAACAAUUGUAAAACGAUUAAUGUUUUACGUAAUUAAUGAUCGAUUAGUGUACUGUUCGAACUCGUAUAUUAGUGACGGGCAUGCAAAUACUUUUUGGGUCUUAUUAAUAAAUAAAAGAGCCCAACAUUAUCCAAAUUGUGAUACAUGACCUUUCAAGACAGUCCGAGUAAGGUCGGACGGCCCAAACGUUAUUUUGAGUCCAACCUGCUAAAAAUAGCAAGUAUUCGAGAAUGGCGUUCUAGACCCACUCGGGAGUGACCCACAUGGCUAGUAGCCCAUUAAUAUGUAUGACAAAUGUCAAAUAAGUGAUAGAAUGAUUAAAGAAGAAUACAAAUGCCUAUAACCCCAUCUUUGGCAUUAUUGAGCUAAAUAAUGGGAGUAGGAUUUUCCUUCUAUAAUAUCCAUCAAGUAAAUUAUUGGGAUGAUCAUACACAUAAUGGAGAUCAAUAAUAUGAUGUAGAGAGUUGACUUGUUCUAAAUAAAUUAGAAUGAGUACAAAGAGACAUCUUAUGACAAAGAGAUCAAAAGUGAGACCCACCCAUGUCUAAAAACAUCUCAUGGAGACCAUACCAAUUCAUUUCACUCCACACAACUUAUCCACCCUUAUUGAAGGGUCUUGGACACUCCCUUAAGCCCCUCAUUCGAACUCCCAAGGAUAAGGGAGAAGGAGAGAGCCACACAACCAAGAAAGCAAGAGAAAGGGGAAGCUGCCGCAGGUUCGUUUUCCAGUGCGUAAGGUUACUUGUUUGCUUCAUAUCUCGAGUUAUACACAUCCAAAUAAGGCGUGCGAGAUACCCACAGAAAGCUCUCAAGACGAGGAAUCCGUGAAGGUCUGGUUUGCAUCAAUCGGAGUAGUGGAAGGCUUCCAAAUCGUCCGAGCAAAACACAACCUCGCGGAAUACGUUUUUGUAUUCAAGGGAACGAUUUCGUCGGGAACACCCGUUCUAGGGACUGUUUUUGUGUCCUCGGUUAGGAGUUGAACUAGCACUUUGGAGAGGCUGUUUAACACUCAAUUCCAAGCAAGGAAUCAGUUCUCAAUCUUCCUUGGCCAAAGCUUUGACCAUGGGAUCAAGAAAGAAAGGUUUGAAGCUCAAUUAAGGUGAGGAUGACCGACUAUAUUGCUUAUAAUUAUUGGGUUAAUUUCAUAAGAUUACCUAAAUGAAUUAUAUGUGUUUGGCAUGAUUUAUUUAUAAUAUAACAAAAUGCCUAAAUGAGAUUAUUAUUGUUUAUAAGUAAAAGUGCAUAAUAUACAAAUUUAUGAAUAAAUUGUGUAUGAUUAUGUAUUAUGAAUACAAUGGUAUAAUAGCGUGUAAACUAUAAAUGAAUUGUGAUAAAUAUACUUUUACCUCAUGUAAGGAAGUCAUGGAAGGAUAAAAGUGAUAUUUUGAUAUUAGAACCAAGUUAUACUUGAAUGUGGAAUUAAAUUGAAAUAGCCAAAUUACUGUGAAAUUGCAUUGGCUUAUUAAGGUUAAAUGAUUAGUAUAGAAAUACUAGCCGGGGAUGUUAGCGUAAAAAGUGAUAGAACAAAUCCUAAGGGCUUGGAUUGUGAAGGGUGCACCUUAAGUAGUCUUAUGAGAUGUCUUAAGGUAGGAAUGAGUAACCGCUAAAUUACAUUAGGAGUAGGCCUCAUAGGCUACUCAAGAUAGAGAAAACCUAGGCAUAGAAUUUGCUUAGUGAGUAGUAUCGUGACUAGAGGAAGCCUCUAGCACGAUGAGGAAUGACAGGAGGAAGCCUCCAGCAUUCGUGUAGGACGACUAGAGGAAGCCUCUAGCGUAGUGUAAGAUGACUAGAGGAAGCCUCUAGCAUAAUGUAAUGUGACUGGAGGAAGCCUCCAGCACAAAGUAUGAAAGGUGAUUAGAGGAAGCCUCUAACACCGAAUGUAGUGACUAGAGUCAGCCUCUAGCACGACAAAACAUGACUAGAGGAAGCCUCUAGCAUAAUGUAAUGUGACUGGAGGAAGCCUCCAGCACAAAGUAUGAAAGGUGAUUAGAGGAAGCCUCUAACACCGAAUGUAGUGACUAGAGUCAGCCUCUAGCACGACAAAACAUGACUAGAGGAAGCCUCUAGCAUGGUAAACUGAUAUAGAUGGGUGUGGCUUGAAGUCACGGGGGAGGGGUUAAAUGUUUUCAAAGUAAACAUGAGCCUUCGGCCGACUACUUGACUUUAUAUAUAAAGUAAGUAUCUUUGUAAAGAGGGUAACCACGAGUUAUGACCUAUAUUGUAAUAUCACCCUAUUUGAGGGUCUUGGAAAUUGAAACGUUGAUUAUACUUAGUAUAGUUGUCAUUGUACUUGUCAAAUGCUUCCAAGUACUGACCUCCCCUUCACGGGGGAGGCCACCUCACAGUUUCAGGUAGGACUUGAAGGUUGCUACCACGCCCGUUGCUUCGGGAAGAUCAAAGGAGGAGGACGUGGUUCGUGCUUCUUCCGUUUCUGUUUUAAACAAUUACAAUAAUGCUCAUGGAAAUUAUUUUGAAUACUAUUUGGGGGCUUGUAUGCCCAUGUUUGCCACGUGUGGCUUGAAUACGUGUAUUAAUGUUUCCGCUGCUUUAAAUGAAUAUUUUACAUUAUGUUUGUUUAUGGAUGUACUAUGUGUGAAUGGUAUUCAAGACGCCUAGUAUAGUAUGUAUGAGUUGGACUGCGGUUGACUAUUCGUACUGUACGGCGGGUUGUUGACGUGUCCGGUAGGUCCGGGGCGUGACAAUUUAAUUGGUAUCAGAGCCUUAGUCCAUAAACUUCAUAAUGAAGUCUCAAAAUUCUCUUUUCAAAAUGAUUUUUGAAAACCAUGAGCAAAAAUGUUUUGUACUUAAGAACUUUUGGUGUUUGAGUUGCAAGGUCUCUAAUUGUUAAGAUGGCGCCCUUAACGAUUGGUAUGGCGGUGACUUGGCCCAAGAGAUGUCUUAAGUGCCUAUCUGUCAGUUGACAUUUGAAACGAGUCUAAUGACUCAUUCUAAUUAUUUCUUUCAGCGAUGGAGGGUGAUGGUGGUAUUAUGAAUAGGGAGAACUCGGAAGGGUUUGCACCGGGUGGAACCGGGCAUGCCAACCGAGAAAAGCCCUUAGGACCAAAGGCGCACGAAACUCUUGAAGCUCAAAUCGUGAGUGGUGGUCAUGUUAAGACCAAGGAAGAAUCACCUUGUUAUGGCAAAACUGAACCACUCAAGGCUUCGGGUGACGAAGGAGAUGAUUUGAGUGAUGAGGACCUUGAUGGUGCACCCAUUGAACAAAUGGGCAUGGUCAUAGAUUGGCUUCAACGUGAACGUGUGAGGCUUAUACAAAAACGCCAAGCUAGGCAAGCUGAGGGCAUACCAUUAGUAAGGAAAAGGAAGCGGGGAGACAACGAUUUCCAAAGACAUUCAAGGAGGACAAACGUUGAGGGUGACAAAACCUUCAGGGCGUAGACACUAUCACUUGAGUGGAGUCGAGGCUUGGGUGGCCCGAACUCGAGGUCAAAAGGUUCGAGGGUACCUAAGUGCAACAAUUGCAAGAAACACCACUCGGGUAAGUGUCAGGACCCUCCCAGGUGCUAUCAAUGCACAGAGGUCGGGCACACGAGAGUGAGUUGCCCACAAAUUGUGCAAAACCAAACUUCGGGGUCAAGUGGUGGAACUACAAGAAAUGAAAACCAAACCGAGGUUUCUCAAGGGAGCAGGGGACAUGGGGGAGCAAGCACGAGCAACGCGCCAUCCGUGAACCAAGGAAGGACCCAAGCUAGGGUCUAUGCGAUGACGGAGGCGGAUGCUCAAGCUAACCUGGAUUCCGUUGAAGGUAGUACCUCUUGUAUACUUGUUUUUUAUCCUUAAUUAGUCCAUAAAUUGAGGUUGCUAAUCGUUGGGAUCAUUGCACGAAAUUUUGGGAUCAAACGGAGCGAAAUCGGGCGAAAGACGGCUUAUUUCCGCCAAUGCACACCAGGCUGGACCCUACGCACGGCCGUGCGUUGUCCGUGCGUUGGUCCGUGCGUUGGUGGCAGUAGCAACCGGGAAGAAAUUGCUAUACGCACGGCCGUGCGUUGUCCGUGCGUUGUCCGUGCGUUGGUCCGUGCGUUGGUGGCAGUAGCAACCGGGAAGAAAUUGCUAUACGCACGGACGUGCGUUGUCCGUGCGUUGGUCCGUGCGUUGGUGGCAGUAGCUCCGUUUUGAGGUUAUAAGACACGCACGCCGUGCGUACCUCCUAGGCACGCCGUGCGUACCUCCUGGACAGCCCAAAGUCGACUUUUUUGCGCCGUAUUGCAACGUUAAGACCCGUUCUUGAUCUCAAACACGUGUGUGAACAUAAUAAACCUCUCUAAAUGAGUAGGGAGGGUAGGAAAGAUGUCUUACAUGGUUCAUGAAUGUAGGGACACUAAAGAUUAAUGGGAAGGAUGCGCGAAUCCUUAUCGAUACCGGGGGCGCAACGUUCAUUUGUGAAUGAAGCGUUCGCCAAGAGUUUGGAAGUGCAAUCCGCACCAUUGAUGCAAACCUUAGUGGUAUCAACACCACUAGGGGAUGACGUGGAAACAACUCAUUACUAUCCAUCUUGUGGGGUGGAAGUUAAUGGUCAAACCUUGACGUGUGACUUCGUACCGCUGAGCAUGAUUGAAUUCGAUGCAAUCCUAGGGUUGGAUUGGCUAGAAAGGAACCAUGCUAGGGUAGAUUGCUACACGAAGGUUCUUAAACUCGAAGGCAAUGAUGGGGAGACCCUACGCUUCGAGGGCGAUCGAGGGAGAUCAAAUAGCUGUAUCAUAUCCGCCGUGAGAGCGAGAAGUAUGAUGAGAAAGGGAUGCCACGCAUAUCUAGCAUACGUGGUUGACAAAACCAAAGAGGAAACGAACAUCGAUGAUGUGAGGGUGGUUUGUAAGUAUCCGGAUGUCUUCCCUAAAGACCUACCGGGGCUUCCACCUGAUAGGGAGAUUGAAUUUGUGAUCGAGGUCGAGCCUGGUACCAAACCAAUCUCCAUACCGCCAUACCGUAUGGCACCCGCUGAACUUAAUGAAUUGAAAACCCAAUUGCAAGAGCUAUUGGAUAAUGGUUUCAUUAGAGCAAGACACUCCCCGUGGGGAGCACCAGUUCUUUUUGUGAAAAAGAAAGGUGGGACACUUCGAAUGUGCAUUGACUAUCGUCGACUGAACAAGGUCACAAUCAAGAAUAGGUAUCCUUUGCCUAGGAUUGAUGACUUGUUUGAUCAACUACGAGGAGCAACCGUGUUUUCGAAGAUUGACUUGAGGUCGGGGUACCAUCAAUUGAAGAUCAAGAAAGAUGACAUACCAAAGAGUGCUUUCCGCACAAGGUAUGGGCAUUUUGAGUUCCUCGUUAUGUCGUUUGGGUUAACAAAUGCCCCAGCGGCAUUCAUGGACUUGAUGAACCAAGUAUUCCAUAAAUGCUUGGAUCGAUUCGUGGUCGUGUUCAUAGAUGACAUCUUGAUUUACUCAAGGAGUGAAGAAGAACAUGAGGAGCACUUGAUACUUGUCCUCGAGACGCUACAGGGGAAGCAACUCUAUGCCAAAUUCUCUAAAUGUGAAUUUUGGCUAAAGGAAAUUGGCUUUCUCGGGCAUGUAGUUUCGGGAUCGGGAAUUGCCAUUGAUAGCAAGAAGAUAGAAGCCAUUACCGAGUGGGAGAGACCAAAGAAUGUCAAGGAAAUUCGUAGUUUCCUUGGGUUGGCAGGCUACUACAGAAAGUUCGUGGAGAAGUUCUCCGUUUUGGCAUCGCCGUUGACGAAGCUCACUCGAAAGGGAACUAAGUUUAUAUGGGAUGACAAAUGUGAGAAAGGAUUCAUCGAACUGAAGAAGAGGUUGACCGAGGCACCGGUACUUGCAUUACCCAAACAGGGUAUGGGGUACGAUGUCUAUAGUGAUGCGAGCAUCCAAGGGUUUGGGUGUGUGUUGAUGCAGGAGGGGAGGGUAAUUGCCUAUGCUUCGCGACAGUUGAAGAAGCAUGAGGUAAAUUAUCCUACCCAUGAUCUGGAGCUGGAGCAGUAGUGUUUGCACUGAAGAUUUGGAGACAUUAUCUCUACGGAGAGACGUGUCACAUAUAUACUGAUCAUAAGAGCUUGAAGUACGUGUUUACUCAGAAAGAGUUAAACAUGAGACAGAGACGGUGGAUGGAGUUGAUAAAGGACUACCAUCUAGUUAUUGAGUACCAUCCAGGCAAGGAAAACGUUGUAGCAGAUGCCCUCAGUCGGAAGAGUUCGUCUGGGGCAUUGUUGACUAGUUUGAGGGCACUGAGGGCCCAAUUGGAUGUAUCUAACGACGGUGCCUUAUUGGCACGAUUCGAAGUGAGACCAACCUUACUUGAGGAGAUCAAGAAGGGUCAAGAGACGGACACAGAACUUAUGAAGGUCCGGGAACGCAUGCAAGCGGGACCGGUGGAGGAUUUCAGGGAAAGAGACGAUGGUCUCUUGUUAUUUCGUGACCGAGUGUGUGUACCGUCAGAUGAUGAGCUCCGAAAGUCCAUCUUAGAGGAGGCUCAUUCAUCGGCUUAUGCCAUGCACCCUGGGAGCACGAAAAUGUACCGUGAUUUGAAAGAAAGUUACUGGUGGUCUGGGAUGAAGAGGGAAAUAGCCGAGUACAUCAGUCGAUGCCUUACUUAUCAACAAGUUAAGGCAGAACAUCAGCAUCCAGCAGGCUUAUUACAACCACUUUCCAUCCCUGAAUGGAAGUGGGAGCACGUGACUAUGGAUUUCGUGGUAGGCUUACCACGGACUAUCAGGAACUAUGACGCGGUUUGGGUUGUUGUUGAUAGGCUCACAAAGAGGACACACUUUUUACCUAUCAACACUACCUACCCACUCGAGAGGUUAGCCAAAUUUUAUACGGACGAGAUCGUGAGGUUACAUGGUGUUCCAGUGACCAUUGUAUCCGAUAGAGACCCACGAUUCACGUCACGUUUUUGGCCAAAAUUUCAAGAGUCUAUGGGAACGAGGUUGAAGUUCAGUACUGCUUUCCACCCACAGACAGAUGGACAGUCUGAAAGAGUCAUACAGAUCUUAGAAGACAUGCUGAGGGCGUGUGCAUUGGAGUUCCAAGGGAGUUGGGACAACCACUUAGCACUUGUGGAGUUCGCCUAUAACAACAGUUAUCAGGCAAGCAUCGGCAUGCCUCCAUACGAGGCAUUGUAUGGGAGGAGGUGUCGUACACCGUUAUGCUGGGACGAGGUUGGCAUGGCCAAACUCGAGGGUACUGAGUUGGUGGAGAUCACCAAGUCAAAGGUAAAGUUGAUUCGAGAGAGACUCAAGGCGGCUCAGGAUAGACAAAAGAGUUAUGCAGAUAAGCGCCGGAGAACCUUAGAGUUUAAGGUUGAUGACGAGGUAUUCUUGAAAGUUUCUCCUUGGAAAGGAAUCAUACGAUUCCAAACCCGAGGAAAGCUUAAUCCCCGAUACAUAGGUCCAUUCAGAAUUAUAGAAAAGAUUGGGGCCGUAGCAUAUCGUCUGCAGUUAACUCCUGAAUUAGAGAAGAUACAUAAUGUAUUUCAUGUAUCCAUGCUUAAGAAGUAUGUGCAUGAUCCCUCUCACGUAUUGAAGAAACCACCUGUAGAGGUACGUGAGGAUUUGAACUACGCUGUGCAACCUAUCAAGGUCACCGAUAGGAAGGUGAAGAAACUGAGGAGCAAAGAAGUCCCAAUGGUUAAAGUACUUUGGAAGAGCGAUCGGGUCGAAGAAGAGACGUGGGAAACAGAGGCUUUGAUGAGGAAGCAGUAUGCUUCCCUAUUCGAGUAGAGCUGUGAAUUUCGGGGACGAAAUUCCUGUUAAGGGGGGGUGAACUUGUGACACCGCGCCCGAACGUCCUUGAAAAUUUGAUUUAAAAAUUCAAAGUUUAUGUAUUGGAUUUCUGUUUCCCAAACAAUUGUAAAACGAUUAAUGUUUUACGUAAUUAAUGAUCGAUUAGUGUACUGUUCGAACUCGUAUAUUAGUGACGGGCAUGCAAAUACUUUUUGGGUCUUAUUAAUAAAUAAAAGAGCCCAACAUUAUCCAAAUUGUGAUACAUGACCUUUCAAGACAGUCCGAGUAAGGUCGGACGGCCCAAACGUUAUUUUGAGUCCAACCUGCUAAAAAUAGCAAGUAUUCGAGAAUGGCGUUCUAGACCCACUCGGGAGUGACCCACAUGGCUAGUAGCCCA
Molecule: messenger RNA, 17492 nt
Organism: Cuscuta epithymum
Lineage: Eukaryota; Viridiplantae; Streptophyta; Magnoliopsida; Solanales; Convolvulaceae
Source: the annotation of a GenBank genome assembly